Tetrahymena thermophila SB210 is the source of this 606-nucleotide messenger RNA. Its product is annotated as glutathione S-transferase, amine-terminal domain protein. The transcript has a single exon. The record is from RefSeq and is a predicted model, not a curated record. Lineage: Eukaryota; Ciliophora; Oligohymenophorea; Hymenostomatida; Tetrahymenidae. Gene Ontology annotation, biological process: glutathione metabolic process. Gene Ontology annotation, molecular function: glutathione transferase activity.
AUGGCUGAUAAAAUUGUUCUUGGUUAUUGGGCUGGUCCUGGUAAGGCUCAACCUUCCAGAUAUUUACUUGAAAUCUCAGGAGUUAAAUACGAAGAAGUCAGAUACACUAAUCCUGCUGAUUGGUUUGGAAAAGACAAGUAUGCCUUAGGAUUAUCUUUCCCUAACUUACCUUACCUUUUAGAUGGAGAUGUAAAAAUCACUGAAAGUGAAACUAUCUUUGAUUACUUGAUCCACAGACUCAACAAAACAGAACUUUUAGGCAAGGAUAAUGAUAAGUACACUGUAGAUACUCUCAGAAACCUCUUUUCUGAUAUUGGCACCAGAUUGUACAUGCUUACUUAAAAGGAAGGUGAUGACAAAACUAAAUUCUUAAACGAAUAAGUUCUUCCUAAGAUUAAAGAUAUCCACAAAUUCUUAGGACAUAAGGAAUAUCUUUUAGGAUAUUUCACUGCUGCUGACCUUUACUUCUUAAGUUUCGCUAGAGGUUUUAAGGCUAAUCUCCCUGAAGCUUACAAAGAAUUUGCUGCAACCUUCGAUCCUUUGGUAACUAGACUUGAAGCCAUUCCUUAAAUUGCUGCUUAUAUUUCAGAAAAGCGUCAUCCUUGA